Molecule: messenger RNA, 2061 nt
Organism: Astrephomene gubernaculifera
Lineage: Eukaryota; Viridiplantae; Chlorophyta; Chlorophyceae; Chlamydomonadales; Astrephomenaceae
Source: the annotation of a GenBank genome assembly
CAGGAAGCGCCGGAAAGGCCCUUCUGCUGGUGGCAGCUCAGACGGCGACGACGACAUGGGCGUCGGCGCCCCUGGCGUCGAUGUACCUACAGACCCCAGCCAGGCAGCAGCUGCAGCGGCCAUGGCUGCUGCCGUGGCGGCGGCGGCAGCGGCUGCUGGCGGCGGCGGCAUGCAGGGCUUCACGCAGGCGCAGCUCAUGGCGGCGGCCGCGGCGGCGGCGGCGCUGCCGCAGCUUGCAGCAGCAACAGGCGGCCACUUAGGCUUGGCACCUCCAGCGGCCAACCCGCCCGCUGCACCGGCAUUCGGCUCCUUCACGGCGCUGCUAUCAGGCGCAUCCGACGGCGGGGCCCCGGCGGCGCCGCCGGCGCUGGCUGGUCCCGCUAGCAGCCUCGCUGCGGCGCUGCAGGCGGGCGCUCCCUUGGGUCCUCUGACGGCGGCGCUGGCGCCAGCGCUUCAGCCCGCCUUGCAACCCCAGCCAACGCUACCACCGCCGGCGCAGCAGCAGGUGCCGCCGGCGCCGCUCAUGGCGUUGCCGCCGCCUGCCUCAAUGGCGAAUGCUCAGACGGAGUAUGCACGCAACCGGCCACGACGUGAGAACGCGGGGCAGCGGGCGCACAUGGGCGUGACGAGUGAGAGCCUGCAGCUGGUGAAGCCGCAGGAGUUUGGUGCUGGCAAGACGCAGCCGUACUCUGUGGACGUGUCCAGCUGGGCGCUCAUGGCCAUGGACUUCCAUGCGCACCUGAGCACCUUUGAGGUGAUUGGCUUGCUGGGCGGCACCUGGAACCCGGAGACGCGGCAGCUGGUGGUGAUCGAGGCGUACGCGUGCCGGCGGGCGGCGGGCAGCGACGGCGCCACCUCGGUGGAGCUGGACCCCGCGGCGCAGGUGGAGGUGCAGCAGGAGAUGGAGAAGAAGGGACAGACGUGUGUGGGGUGGUAUCACUCCCACCCUGUCUUCGAGCCCAGCCCCAGCCAGAAGGACAUGGACAACCAACGCAACUACCAAGCGCUGUUUAGAUGCGAGCAGACCCGAUUGGAGCCCUUCCUGGGCUUCAUCGUGGGGCCAUACGACAUCGCCAUGCCGCAGCCCACCUCCGUCAUCACCACCUUCACCGUGCAGACGUUCAAGGGCAGCAUGAUCCCCUACUCGGUGCGCUGCCAGGUGCACGGCUACGAGGUGAUCCCCGACGCGGCUCUGCUGGGCAAGCUGGCGGGCAUGCUGGACGCCUUCCGAGACGACCCGGGGCGGGUGGACUUUGGGGAGCUGUGGCGGGGGUACGGAUACGUGCUGCCCGACGGCUGCUCAGUGGACCAGCGGCCGCUCACUCGGCUGGCCAAGUUCCGCAUCUCGCUCGCCAAUUACAUGCGCGAGGCCAACCCCGCAGCGGUGCGGGAGGUGCUGGACUUGCUGUGUGGGGAGCUGCAGAGCCGCUGGGGUGUCAACCUGGCGGCGGCUCUGGCUGCAGCGGACGCAGGUACGGCAGCAGCACCAGCAGCCUUGGGGGCGCCGCCUCCGCAGGCUCAGCCAGCCUCGGCGGGAGGCCAGGCGGGUGAGUCCAUGCUGGGGCUGCUACUAGCGGACGGAGAUGAAGGGGCGGCGGCGGCGGCGCAGCAACAGCAGCAACAACAACAGGCGGGGGCUGUGGCUGAUGCCGCUGGCUGCCUGGCGCCCAUGGGCCCGCCUCUGCAUGGCGUCACGGUUGCCCCGGUGGCCCAUGGGGAGCCCGGCUUGGGUCUGGUGGGGGCUGCUCCGGUGGCUGCGGGCGGGAUGCUGCAGGCGCUGCUGGAGGAUGAUGACGCACCGCCGCCAGCGGCGGGGCCGUCGGGGCUGCCGCUGGAUGCGAGCGGCGCCGCCGCGGUGCCGCAGCUGCCGGCGGCGGCGUUGGAGCCGAUGUCAGUGGCGGGUCUGGGUCCUGGAUCAGCAGGGUUGUUGGCGCAGAUGGCGGAGGCGGUGCAGGGCGGUGGCUUGGGUGCGGGGGGAGCGCUGGUCAAGCAGGAGCAGGGGCAAGCAGCGGUGCCGGGACUGUACGGAGGGGCAUUAGGGGUCUAUGACCAAGCAGCAGG